AUGGGAAGAAAGCUGAGACACGUGCUGAUUUUCCUUCUCGUCAUCCUGAAAGAAUCCAACAUGCCAGAAGCAUACUGCGGGUGUAAACCAUCAUCACUCUGCAAAGAAAACCUAGGCCUAACCAGCAUCCCUCAGAACCUUCCAACAUCCAUCUCUGGCUUGGAUUUAGGAAUUAUUGUCAUUGUCCUGAUUGGCACAAUAUUGGUCACAGUUUGGUACAAGAGGAGGACCAGACAUCCCCCAUUAGGUCCAAAUCCCGGUGUUGUUGGGAGCAACACAAACACAGCAGUUUCGGUGAUGAGCAGUGGCCAUCAGAGAAGGCAGGGUCAUUCUCAGGCUAACAUUCAAUCUCUGACAGUUGGAAAUCUAUCCAAUGUUCAAGUGAUGGCUGCUUUAAAGCAAAACGCUGGGUAUGUAGGUGUGGGAACAGCACCAACUGAACAAGCAUAUACAGAAAUGGCCAGUGGUCAUAAUCAGACAGGGCAGGGUCAGUCACAGGCCACCACUGAAUUCAACACAAACACCACUACCGUAAUGACCAAUGGCGAUGAUCACCAGUAUGAAGAUAUUGACAACCAUCGUGUUGAGGCAGGGCAGGGUCAGUCUCAGGUCAUUACUGAAUCCAACACAAAUACCACAGCUAUUGUAAUGACCAGUGGUCAUGAUCAGACAGGGCAGGGUCAGUCUCAGGUCAUUACUGAAUCCAACACAAAUACCACAGCUACUGUAAUGACCAGUGGUCAUGAUCAGACAGGGCAGGGUCAGUCUCAGGUCAUUACUGAAUCCAACACAAAUGCCACAGCUGCUGUAAUGACCAGUGGUCAUGAUCAGACAGGGCAGGGUCAGUCUCAGGUCAUUACUGAAUCCAACACAAACACCACAGCUACUGUAAUGACCAGUGGUCAUGAUCAGACAGGGCAGGGUCAGUCUCAGGUCAUUACUGAAUCCAACACAAAUACCACAGCUACUGUAAUGACCAGUGGUCAUGAUCAGAUAGGACAGGGUCAGUAUCAGCCCCUAAUCAAAUCCAACACAAACACCACAGCUACUGUAAUGACCAGUGGUCAUGAUCAGACAGGGCAGGGUCAGUCUCAGGUCAUUACUGAAUCCAACACAAAUACCACAGCUACUGUAAUGACCAGUGGUCAUGAUCAGACAGGGAAGGGUCAGUCUCAGGCCAUCGUUGAAUCCUUAGAUGCUGAAAAUCUAUCUUAUGGCACAGGACUGACUACCUCGCAACUAAAUUCUCAGUACGGAAACCAUAAACCAAACACCACAGCUACUGUAAUGACCAGUCGUCAUGAUCAGACAUUGAAGGGUCAGUCUCAGGCCAUCCCUGAAUCCUUAGAUGCUGAAAAUCUAUCUUAUGGCACAGGACUGACUGUCUCGCAACUAAAUUCUCAGUACGGAUACCAUAAUUGA
Branchiostoma belcheri (Belcher's lancelet) is the source of this 1422-nucleotide messenger RNA. RefSeq names its product filaggrin-2-like. The record is from RefSeq and is a predicted model, not a curated record. The transcript has 2 exons. The coding region runs from base 1 to 1422 and encodes 473 amino acids. NCBI's taxonomy places the organism in Eukaryota, Metazoa, Chordata, Leptocardii, Amphioxiformes, Branchiostomatidae. Gene Ontology annotation, molecular function: signaling receptor binding. Gene Ontology annotation, cellular component: endomembrane system.